UUUAGACGUUCAUUUACAGUGUGCACAAUUCUUUUUUGCACGAGCGCCACCAGAAAAGGUUGAAAAACCAUCUUUAUGUCACGAUUGUAUGUGUCUCUUAGAUGAAACUCAUGUCAACUCGAUAUUUCGUGUAAAGCGUAAAUCAAAAAACGAAAAGGAUAAAACGAGAAGAAAAAAAAGUGAACAACUGCAACAGUAGCAAGAACGGCGAAAACAACAGCAGCCAGCAUUAGCAUUCAAGCAAUAUCAUACAAGAAUUUGUGUAUAUAUCAGAGAAGAAUAGAGUGUGUGCGUGAAAAGUGUGUAUGUUUCUGUUGUCUUAGUGGUAUGACCUAAAAAUGGUGGAACCUGAUCCAUGGAAUGUAAUUGACAAAAAUCAAGAAAAUAUUCACAAUUGUGUGACAAACAACGAAUCGAACGCCAAUCCAUCUGCAUUCGAAGACGAUUUUCAACCCACAAUCGACAACGCAACCGAAGAUUUACCAGAUUCAACCGAGUACAUACAAUCAUUAGAAAGGAAACUUUUUAAGUUGAAAAAUACAUCAAAUAUUCUGGACCAAUUGAAGGCACGUCGAGAGCAUUGCAUCGAAAAUUUGCUCAUUGGUAAUAUCGAAACCAGUACAAACGGUGACGAAAUUCAUCUGGACGAAGACAUCGAAUCGAAUAGGCGCCGUGAUAUUUUGCGAUAUAUUCAACCAGAGCAACCGAUCAAUUUGGGUGAAUUGGUGACGAUCAUUAACCACGAUCAUUUGGAAGAAAAUCAAACGAAUUCCACUGAAAAAGGCAACAACGAAAAUCUCUGAAUGUGUUCGAAUUUAUUGCGUGAAACGAAAUAUUUCGACUUUUCACAUCCGGAGGAUAUCAUGGACUCAGCGUUUGGUAAAUCAUUUCUAUUUUUAACAAAACUAGCCUGGAAUUGUAAAGUAACCUUGCCCGUGCUAUUGA
Contarinia nasturtii (swede midge) is the source of this 945-nucleotide messenger RNA. RefSeq lists its product as uncharacterized. Lineage: Eukaryota; Metazoa; Arthropoda; Insecta; Diptera; Cecidomyiidae. Gene Ontology annotation, biological process: cilium organization. The transcript has 3 exons. The coding region runs from base 339 to 803 and encodes 154 amino acids. The record is from RefSeq and is a predicted model, not a curated record.